GACGGCGACGCGGACGGGGACGCGGACGGCUCGGCGGAGGGCGACUCCGGCGACGCGGGGCGGCUGGGCGGCAGCGCGCCCGCGGCCAAGGACUGCGCCGACGACGAGCAGGAGGACAGCGCCAUCGACGUGACGGAGACGAGCGCCAGCGAGCCCCCGGACAGCGACGACAAGGACACGGACCUGAACGUGAGCGCGGAGUCGGCCGAGGCGGAUGCGGGGCCGCCCUCCGGCUCGGCGUCCAAGCUCGUGCAGACGGACGAGACGCCCAUCAACCUCACGCGCAAGCUGAAGGGCGAGCGCAAGCUCAGGAAGGACUGCUACGUCUUCACCGACAACGAGGACGACGACGAGGAGGCGGCCGAGCUGGAGGAGGAGCGGGACGAGGUGGGCGCCCUCGACCUGUCCCGUCACGCCCGCACGGUCAGAGAGGCGCGGGCGCAGCGCGAGAGCCUGGAGUCGCCGCCGUCGGGGGGCAAGGCGGGCCGGACGGCGCGCGGCCAGGGCACGCAGACCAUCCUGUCCAUCACGCAGAGCAACAAGUCGAAGAAGCUGAAGCAGAGCCCCGCGUGCACGGCGUCGCCCACGUCGACGGCGCAGGCGGCCGCCACCGCCGCGCAGAUCAGCCGGCCGGCGCUGCCCAUCGACUGGACGCACCCGCCCAUCGUGCCCGGCCCCGUCACGCCGCACGCCGUGGCCUUCAGCGACCUCAUGACGCUGUCACACGCGGCGGUGCAGCUGCAGCUGGCCAUGGCCCAUGCCCAAGCGCAGGCACAGGCUCAGGCGCAGGCACAGGCGCAGGCACAGGCGCAGGCGCAGGCGCAGGCCGAGGCGCAGGCCAGAGCGCAGGAGCAGGUGCUGAAGAGCCUGAAGGUGAGCGAGUCGCUGAGCUUCGUGAACGGGUCGGGCGACACCCUGACCAUCAGCCCCAUCACGACGGCGCUGCAGGACAAGCCGUCCAAGAACACGCCCACGAAGGCCACCAGCAAGAUGCACCACCACGCGGCCAAGUCCAGCGUGAACGGCGGCUCGCACGUGUCGCACUCCCGCAGCUCGAGCACCAAGUCGCACGGCAGCCACAAGUCGGCGGGCAGCAUCAUCAGCAGCAAGGCCAGCGCCAGCAGCCACGGCAGCCUGCGGACGACCAUCCACAAGUCGUCGCUGACGGCGUCGCUCAAGAUCCCGUCGGUGUCCGUGAGCAAGACCAACGGCACCGCCUCCUCCAGCGGCGGCGGCGGCGGCGGCGGCGGCAAGGGCGACAAGGACUACCCCGAGAGAACGGGCGACCCCGUCUUCAAGAUCACCAACCAGAAGCUGGCGGAGUUCGUGCGGCGGCAGCACCUGCAGCAGAAGCUCAAGCAGAACAGCAACAACCUCAAGUCGAACGCGAGCGCGACGAACACCACCUCCACGACCACCACCACCUCCUCCUCCUCCAACCCCACCUCCUCGGCCUCGAGCUACAUGAACAGUGUCAGUUCCUCGGGCUCCCCCGCGUCCUCCUCGAGCACCACCAUCACCAAGAGCUCGUCCUCGCUCCUGGGCUCCUCGUACAAGACGAGCUCGGCCUCCAGCCCCGCGUCGGGCGCGCCCUCCCUCAGCAGCGUGUCCUCGGCGCCCAAGUCGUGCUCGUCCUCGCAGAGCAUCCGCGCCACCAACACCAGCGUGCGCCAGAUCCCCAACCCGUCGCUGCUCCGCCAGCAGUCCGAGUCGCGCAUCACCAGCGGCCUCUCGGGCCUCGGCAUGAGCUCCAGAAAGUCCUCGGAGUCCAUCAGCAGAAUCGAGAGCCUCACGAGAUCCCUGCACGAGAAGAUGGCCGCCAACUCGCUGGCCGCCUCGUCCCUCGCGGCCACGAUAAACUCGGCGGUCAAAUAGGCUCUCUCCUCGACCGCCCUCGAGGCGCGGCCGGCCGGCUGACAGUGCAAGUGAAUUCCAGACGAAGCCGACGGCUUUUGCUUCUGUUUUCCUCCGGGUCAUCGCGAUGGCUUCGUUUUCAGGUGAUGUCUACUCGCAUCACC
Molecule: messenger RNA, 2018 nt
Organism: Penaeus monodon (black tiger shrimp)
Lineage: Eukaryota; Metazoa; Arthropoda; Malacostraca; Decapoda; Penaeidae
Product: serine-rich adhesin for platelets-like
Source: RefSeq, a predicted model, not a curated record